AUGGUGUACAGAAUAACUGGAGUCCACGCAGGUAUUAUAGGAAUAACAAGAAGGAUGUUAAGCACAACAGCAUACAGUUCAGACAGGCAGAUAGAGUUGUGUGCUGCGUACAAGGCGGUAGAACAACAGGUGUCCAAUAGUAUCAAUGGAUGCGGAAGAUCGCGUGCAGAUGUGUUGUUGCUGGCAGUGUCGAAAUUGAAGCCAGCUUCAGAUUUGAUGAUUCUCUAUGAAUAUGAAGGUGUUAGAAAUUUUGGAGAGAACUACGUACAAGAACUGAUAGCCAAAUCCAAGCAGUUGCCUCAGGAUGUUAAGUGGCACUUCACGGGGACUUUGCAAACAAAUAAAUGUAAGGACCUUGCAAAGAUUAAAAAUUUGUAUGCUGUGGAAACCAUUGAUUCAGUGAAAAAAGCUAGAAAGUUGGAGGAAUCUAGGGCGAAGUUCUAUCCUGAUGCAAGCCCAGUGCGCUGUAGCAUCCAAAUCAACACAUCUUACGAGAGCCAGAAGGCAGGGCUAUGUAAAGAAGAAGAGAUAUGUGAAUUGGUAGAGUAUUUGAUUUCUCCAGAUACAAAACACCUUCAAUUAAGAGGCUUGAUGACAAUUGGGUCGUGGGAAGUCUCGCAUUCUGUUUCUGGGGAGAACAAGGAAUUUUCAAUUUUGGUGGGAUGGAAGAAGAAGCUAGAUGCUAAAUAUGGUAUUGAUCUAGAAUUGUCGAUGGGGAUGAGUUCAGACUUCGAGCAGGCAAUCAAACAGGGGACAUCAGAGGUACGUAUUGGUACCGAUAUAUUUGGCGCUAGGCUACCUAAGAAUGUACCUACGGAUUAG
This is a messenger RNA of Eremothecium cymbalariae DBVPG#7215, 822 nucleotides long. Its product is annotated as pyridoxal phosphate homeostasis protein. The coding region runs from base 1 to 822 and encodes 273 amino acids. The transcript has a single exon. The record is from RefSeq and is a predicted model, not a curated record. NCBI's taxonomy places the organism in Eukaryota, Fungi, Ascomycota, Saccharomycetes, Saccharomycetales, Saccharomycetaceae. Gene Ontology annotation, molecular function: pyridoxal phosphate binding. Gene Ontology annotation, cellular component: intracellular anatomical structure.